Vigna radiata var. radiata (mung bean) is the source of this 1667-nucleotide messenger RNA. RefSeq names its product putative clathrin assembly protein At1g33340. Gene Ontology annotation, biological process: clathrin coat assembly; clathrin-dependent endocytosis; vesicle budding from membrane. The coding region runs from base 242 to 1594 and encodes 450 amino acids. The transcript has 2 exons. Gene Ontology annotation, molecular function: SNARE binding; phosphatidylinositol-4,5-bisphosphate binding; clathrin heavy chain binding. Gene Ontology annotation, cellular component: clathrin-coated vesicle; clathrin-coated pit. Lineage: Eukaryota; Viridiplantae; Streptophyta; Magnoliopsida; Fabales; Fabaceae. The record is from RefSeq and is a predicted model, not a curated record.
UCUUCCUUUUUGGUUAUACUCGUUGACUUGUAAUAUAUACGAUAUUGCUGUGUUGGGUUUGUAGACUUGUAACCUAUCACACACAACAAUCUAAAAAGUAAAAACUAUUUUAUAUGAUGAAUGUUGUUGUCCAUAUUAGAAUUCUGUGUUUAAAAUAUGAAAGAUUUGAUUCUGCAAUUUGUACUGCUUCCAAUUUUUUAAGGCCAUACUUUUUCUCACUCUUCUCCCCACCCACCUUUAUAUGCGUGUAUUCCUGCAGCUGCUUACCUCUACACAUCAAAUUCUGCCAUUACAGAUUACAGAACUUCUUCUCCUUUUCUUAAAAAGAAGAAGAAUAAUGGGUGUGGACAUACAAGGUAAGCUUCGUUUAGCUCUUGGCUCAGUGAAAGAUCAUGCCUCUAUUGGCAAAGCCAUGAUGUAUCAUUACCAACAUGAUGGCUUUUCCAACAUAGAGAUUGCAGUGCUGCGUGCAACUGGCCAUGAUAAUGGCACCAUUGGUGACAGAUAUAUGCAUGAAAUCCUCUUUCUUGUGUCAAACUCUCCAGGCUCCAUUCCUUUUCUGGCUGAAAGGAUUUCACUUCGCUUAGGAAAAACUAAGGAUCAUGUUGUGGCCCUCAAGACUCUUGUCUUGAUUCAUCGUCUUCUUAGAGGGGGAAACAGGUCCUUUGAACAAGAAUUAUGCAAGGCACAUGUCUCAGGUCACCUACAGAUUAGUACAAGAUUUUUCACAAAGAAUUCUGAUCACCCUUCAGCUGGUUUUCUACAAAAAUAUGCAGCUUAUCUUCAAGAGAGGAUGAGUUGGCUCAUCAACCAAGCAGGGAAACUUGAGCCUGUCAUGUCCAAAGGGUUAGAGUUUAGGCGCUAUGAUGAGAAAUCCUUUGAUAUGGCAUUCAGAACAUUGCCUAAAUGCCAAGUGCUUAUAGAUAAGGUGUUGGAAUGCUCACCACAUGAUAUUUUGUGCUCAGAUCAUAGCCUGGCUCAAGCUGCUAUGAGCAACACCUUGAGAGAAAGUUUCCAAGUUUACAUGACAUUUUCUGAAGGCAUUGCAGCUCUUGUCAACAUGUUCUUUGAUCUAACAGAAUCAGCCAGAGGCCUAGCCUGUGAAAUACUCAAGACAGCUUCUCUCCAGAGCCAAAAGCUUCAUGAUCUGUAUGAAAGUUGCAAAUAUGUGGUUGAAAACAAGAACUUGGAUUACCCUUCUGUUCAAAUAAUCAGUAUGGGUCAUAUAGUGGCACUGGAACAACUUGGUAGUCAACAAAAUGAACUAUCAACUUCACAUGUCUCUCUAUCUAGCAUCUCAAGGCCACCUCCAAUUUCAGCUCACUUGACAAAAUCAAAAGAGAUGAUAGAGUUGGAAGUGGCAGCAGAAGAAAACAAAAGGAAGGAAGAGAAAAUUGAUGUAAACCUGUCACCAACCCCAACUCUCUUUUCAUGGACACUACAGACCAAAAUAAGCAUGGUGUGGGUGGUGUUUGAAGAUGAAGUCGCCAAUGAAUCACAGGUUCUUCCAGCACAGCAAAAGCUUGGAACUGUUGAUGCUGUUACUGAUAUAAAAAGUGAAUACGGUACAAAUGUUUUAGGUUAUUCAACAUAAAAGAGAGGGAGGAAAUUAUCACUGUCAUCUUUUGUGGGUGAUGUUUGAGUUUGGUCUUAUUUUUUGUUUCUUC